This is a messenger RNA of Alternaria arborescens, 366 nucleotides long. RefSeq lists its product as hypothetical. The coding region runs from base 1 to 366 and encodes 121 amino acids. NCBI's taxonomy places the organism in Eukaryota, Fungi, Ascomycota, Dothideomycetes, Pleosporales, Pleosporaceae. The transcript has a single exon. The record is from RefSeq and is a predicted model, not a curated record.
AUGACCGCUCAUGCUGCUUCGACUGCUCGCGCGCCUCAACCUUCCAAAAACACAGCUUUAUCUGAUAUACGACCCGCAUAUGAUGAAGUGGAGUAUGAUUCUGAAGCUGAAACUCUGGUUGGGAAUGAGUCUGAUGAUGACGAUAAUGCUCACCUGGCAUCGGCCAAUGAUCAGCCUGCAGCUAGCCAUGGAACUGCCGGGUGGCCUUCAACUAACGAGCCCGGCGCGUCUAUUCAGAACAACAUAGACGAAUCGAUUCGCGUAGAAAAGGCAAAAGAGACAGAAGAUGCAGCCGGGCGGUCUCUGUCGCUCAUUGCAGGUGCAAGACGGAAGCGAGAUGAGGGAAAGUCCUCACUCUUGCAGUAA